Messenger RNA from Paraglomus occultum, 153 nucleotides. NCBI's taxonomy places the organism in Eukaryota, Fungi, Glomeromycota, Glomeromycetes, Paraglomerales, Paraglomeraceae. The record is from the annotation of a GenBank genome assembly.
AUGCCACGAGCUGGAGAAUUGUCUGAUUUUGAACGUGGAUUGAUUGUCGGUCUACACUUGGGGGAAAAGCAUGCGUAUCAGGAGAUAGCUGCUAUAGUCAAACGUUCAAAAGGAGCUGUUCAAGGUGUAAUUGAACGAUAUAUGGAUGAAAGG